AUGGCUGAGACAACAACGCCUGCCCCUGGGCAGGACGCGCAGCCGCGUGACAUCGAGACCGACGCUGCUACAAUUGCGGCAGCGCCGACAAUAGGCGCGCAUACGGACGACGACGAGAAGAGCACGCCCCGGGCCGGCUCUGCCACGGAAACGGACGCGCCAGUUGCCCCGGCCCAUGGCAACUCCGACGACACACUGGCCGGUCCUGGGGCCUCCACAGAAGAAGCACCGGCCAGCGCACCGCCAGCCGGCCAGGCCGACAAGCGAGCGAAAGCUCAGAUUGUCCUGUUGAUGUCCGCACUUUGUAUGUCCGUGUUCCUGGCGGCCCUCGACAUGACCAUCAUCACCACGGCCCUCCCUACCAUUGCCGAGGCCUUUGGCUCGUCCGCUGGCUUUGUCUGGGUCGGUUCGGCCUUCAUGCUGGGGUCCGCUGCUUCUACGGCCGGCUGGGGCAAGUUCAGCGACAUUUGGGGCCGCAAGCCCGUCCUGCUGACCGCCAACCUCAUCUUCAUCCUCGGCUGCGCCCUCUGCGGCGCCGCCAACUCUCUGACCAUGCUCAUCGCCGGCCGUGCCGUCCAGGGUAUCGGUGCCGGUGGCCUGCUCACGCUCGUCAACAUCAUCAUUGGCGACCUCUUCUCCGCCCGUGAGCGCGGCAAGUACUAUGGCGUUAUCGGCAUGGUGUGGGCGACGGCCAGUGCCCUCGGCCCCGUUGUCGGCGGUGCCUUGACCAGCAAUGUCUCGUGGCGCUGGUGCUUCUACAUCAACUUGCCCAUCUCUGGUACCGCACUCUUCAUCAUUUUCUUCACCCUCAAGCUGCCCACACCCCAUACGCCUCUGUUGACCGGCCUCAAGACCAUCGACUGGCUCGGCACUCUCACGAUUACGGGCGGCACCCUCAUGCUGCUGAUGGGCCUGCAGUUCGGCGGCACCUCCUACCCCUGGAACUCAGCCAUUGUCAUCUGCCUCAUUGUUUUCGGCGUCGUCACCAUCGGCCUGUUCGUUGCCAUCGAGCACUGGGUCGCCAAGUAUCCCGUCGUUCCUACCCACAUGUACAAGAGCCGCUCCAACCUGGCCUGUCUGCUGGUCUGCCUGUUCCACGGCUUGACCUUCACCCAGGCCACCUACUUUAUGCCGACCUACUUCCAGGCCGUGCUCGGCGCGACGCCUCUUCUCUCGGGCGUCUAUCUGCUGGCCAUGAGCUUUGGUGUCUCUGUCUGUGCCGCGUCCAGCGGCAUCUACCUCAAGAAGACCGGCCGCUACAUGGACCUCAUCUUUGCUGGCUUCUUGUUUUCCAUCCUCGGCGCGGGUCUUCUGAUUGACUUGCCCACCAGCCAGCACGCGCCCACGUUCUCGUCGUCCUGGGCCCGUAUCAUCAUGUACCAGGGCAUCAUUGGCGUUGGCACAGGUCUCAUGUUCCAGCCGCCCCUCGUCGCCCUCCAGAGCAACGUGCCGCCUCAGAACAAUGCCUCUGCCACGGCCUCUUUUGCUCUCGUCCGCAGCAUGUCCUCCGCCAUCGCCGUCGUCAUCGGCUCCACCGUCUUUGCCAACAAGAUGACCUCCCAGUACGACACCAUCCUCGCCGCUGUCGGCGGCAACACCGCCAUUGCCGACGAACUCACCGGCGCCAACGCCCAGGCCAACCUGUUUCUCGUCGACGCCCUGCCCGCGGCCGCCCAGACCGCCGUGCGUCUUGCGCUCUACAAGGCGAUCCAGGCCAUUUGGUUCGAGCUCGUCGCCUUUGCAGGCGCCGGUCUGCUGGCCAGUUUCUUGAUCCGCAAGAAGGCUCUGCGGGUGUCGCACGAGACGGUCAAGACGGGCAUCGAGGGCGAGGAAGAGCGCCGGCGCAUUGCCCUCGCCAAGAAGGCGGAGCAGAAACAGAAGGCCGCCAAGAAGACGGUGGGCGAAGGUGAAGGUGUGUAA
Molecule: messenger RNA, 1920 nt
Organism: Sporothrix brasiliensis 5110
Lineage: Eukaryota; Fungi; Ascomycota; Sordariomycetes; Ophiostomatales; Ophiostomataceae
Product: MFS drug transporter
Exons: 3
Coding region: 1-1920 (639 amino acids)
Biological process (GO): transmembrane transport
Molecular function (GO): transmembrane transporter activity
Source: RefSeq, a predicted model, not a curated record